Molecule: messenger RNA, 687 nt
Organism: Dermacentor andersoni
Lineage: Eukaryota; Metazoa; Arthropoda; Arachnida; Ixodida; Ixodidae
Source: RefSeq, a predicted model, not a curated record
AUGGCCGUGGCCCAGAACCGAGGCAACCCGGAGUUCCAGCAGCAACAGCAUACGCCGCCACCGCCGCAAAGGAACGAGCGGUGGGCAACCAGCGCUGCCCGGGGCAGCGAUUCGCGUGCUGCUACACCUUUGCGCACCCUCGGCUCUGCAAACGCCGACCCCGGUGAAAGUCAGCCGUCGUCGUCGGCUUCGCUUCAGCAGACGACCAACAGCACGCGCUUGCGAAGCAUUCCGCGCCUUCGGUCACAGCUUCCGAUCCCGGCCUCCGAUCCCGGCGUGGAAGGUGCAUCGCUGAGCAGUGAGGUGCAGCACAGUUACCAGCUGCGGUCGCGCAUUCCGCGACCUCCAAACGCCUUCAUGCUGUCUGCACAUGAAAAGUGGCGAUCGGUGGCCGCUGAGAACCCGAACGAGAACAACCAGCAUGUGAGCAGCCUCCUGGGCAAGCUGUGGCGUUCUCUCAGCGUCGCCAACAAGGAGCCUUACCGGCGCAAGCCGGCCGCAUCUGCCGACGUCCACCGAAGGAAGCACCCGGAGUGCGUACACAAUCCACGUGAGGCCCAGCGGCGCAAGAUGCAGGCGCGCAGGACCAAGGCGAUUUCCGGCAAGCUCAAGAAUGGCACUUCCGGCGACCAGCAGCAGCAGGCGAGCAUUUCCAUGGCCGUGGCCCAAGAUCGAGGCACCUCGUAG